Salvia miltiorrhiza (redroot sage) is the source of this 1314-nucleotide messenger RNA. RefSeq lists its product as uncharacterized. NCBI's taxonomy places the organism in Eukaryota, Viridiplantae, Streptophyta, Magnoliopsida, Lamiales, Lamiaceae. The transcript has 3 exons. Bases 158 to 1066 code for a protein of 302 amino acids. The record is from RefSeq and is a predicted model, not a curated record.
UCAAGCAGAAUUUUGGGCGACAAUAAAACAAAAGGAUGUGAUGGAGUUCAAUCGAGAAAGUGAGAAGUGUUGCCUGCCGAGGGCCCGACGCUAGACUCUGCGUCGUCUUCGAAAUUCAAUUUCCGGGCUGCCGGGGUUUCACCGGAUCGCAUACGUCAUGGUAUGUGACGUCGGCACCGACUUCUUUGUUCAAGGCUUCCAUCGUACAUAUACAUGCAUGUGGCGAAUCGGCAGGAUGCACUGGCUUACAUUCCUCUUCGCGCUCAACAAGACGCCUGAUCAAAUAGUCUUUCUCCAUUUUCUUCUUGCAUGUAAUAUCCACAAGAUGUCCUUAACUAAAAUUGAUGCGCAAUCGUUGUAUAUCUACGACGAACAAUGGACUGCCAAGCAUGACUCAUUUCUGCUGGAGGCUUUGCUCGCGAAGAAGGACGAGUGCAGUCCCGUCCCGCCGCAUAAAUCGUUUCACGCGAAGUUGUGCGUGUUGGAUGCUUUCAACCGUGCCUUUGACACCAGCAUUGGGCUCGCCGAUAUUGAAGAAAGACUCGCUUUUCUCGAAGGUCGCCACAAGACCUUCAAGCGCAUAUCCAAGCAGAAUGGGACACAUUGGGACGUCGACAAGAACAUGGUUAUUGCAUCGGAAGUGGUUUGGGAAAAAAUCAUCAAGGACGAUGAGUUCGCCGAAGCUUAUUUCUGGAAGGGUGAACCUGAAUGGCGCAAUCUAAGCUUGCUUUUCGACCCAGACACUGUGAAAGCGGAGCCAUCACGUAGCCGCAAUGUAAUCAUCAUCAGCGAUUCACCAACUGCCAAGUUUGAACCGAGCGCAACCAUUCCACUCGAUUCUCCAUACUCAGAAGGAGAGGUGACCUCUCCCCCAUUCAUUGCGCCCCCGGUCUGCGGAUCGCAGAGGCGAUUGUCUUUCGAUGGCAAAAUCGAAGGCACUAGUAAGUGGCCUUCAAUCGAGAAAAAGGCUGCAAUUCCUAGAGGGAAAUGCUGUCCCAGAGGGAAAUGUUGUUGCUCGGGAGUCGGUGGAUCUCGGUCGCGAUGGAAAAGGCGAAGACUCUGGUGAUGCUGCAUCUCACGCUGUUGUGGAGGCUUCUUGUGCUUCGUCCUGGGCUCCUUGGCCCUAGGCAGUUGAAGCCUUAUUUAACAUUUCCUAAGUGCUUGCUUGUUGGUGUUUAUAGUUAUGUUAACUUUGGUGUUUCGAAGUCUAUGUAAGGCUAUUAUGAAGGCAUUUUGUUUUGUCAUUCCCCCUGCCCUUGUAAGGCUAUUUAAAUCUAUGGGGGGAAUAUUGUAAAUCAUCUUUUGACUAUUAUA